AUGAGAGAACGCAGAAAGCGCCUGUACGAUCUCCAACACAGCUAUAACGAGAGACAAAUCACAACGGUGAUCAAAGGUAACAAACUUUUGUUCCCGAGUAACCGAUCCGUAUACCGUGAAAAGGUCAACAGACCGCCAGCCGAUGAAUUACUCGAUGCCUCGAACGACAAAAUCGAAACGAAAGUAUUCGAAGGAAAACGUAUAGAGGAUAACGGAAACCGGUUCUCAUCUUAUGCAGCUGAAGUUAGUUCGGUAAAACAAGUAAACCAAGCCUUGAAAAAAAUACUCCGACUACACCGAGUAAGAAGCGCGACCCACAAUGUAUACGCAUACAUCUUCACUAAUUCAGAAGGAGUGACGCAUGAGGGCAGUAAUGAUGAUAGAGAACAUGGUGCUGGUCGGGCGUUGUUGCGAGAGAUGAAAGACAAUAAUAUUAAAAAUUGCGUCGUUGUCGUCUCCAGGUGUUUCCAGAGUAAAAUUGGCCCCGCCGAUUCCGUCAUAUACUGGAAACUGGUUUGAGUGCUACCGCGAAUAUGGCGUUAAAGUGAAUGCUGUCAUGACAGUGAUGUAAAAACAACAAACACAACUUAUGCACUAUAAGGUUGUAAAUAUUUAUUUCUCAGCCAUAUUGAGAUAAUGUUUUAUCCUUUACUUUUUGUCGGAAUUAUCCGGUUCAACUGGCAUAGGUUUAACGUUUUAUACAGCGACUGUCAACAUCCGGUUAAUAUACGGUUACAUGUGAUGUAAGUAACUUACCUCUUUUUCUCCUUUACCAAUUGUUACUUUAUAGGAAUUUUGAUAUCUUGACAAGACGAUGGAGUCGGU
Molecule: messenger RNA, 825 nt
Organism: Magallana angulata
Lineage: Eukaryota; Metazoa; Mollusca; Bivalvia; Ostreida; Ostreidae
Product: protein IMPACT homolog
Exons: 1
Coding region: 1-519 (172 amino acids)
Biological process (GO): regulation of translational initiation
Cellular component (GO): cytoplasm
Source: RefSeq, a predicted model, not a curated record